AUGGUUCAUACAAUUUAUACAAUAGGACAUUCAUCUCAUGACCUGUCAAGUUUUUUUUCAAUUUUAAAACUUUACAAUAUUGACCAAAUAGUCGAUAUUCGUCGUUCGCCUCGUUCCACUUCUUAUCCACAUUUUAAUAUUGAUCAAUUAAAAGAAGAAUGUUCAUUAUCAAGAUCAUCUUUCAAAUACUCUUUUCAAGGUGAUAUUUUGGGUGGUCGUCGUCGACGAUGUAAAUCUAUUGCUACAUUAAAUAAUGGUUUAUUGGAUCGUGAUUCGCAUGCAUAUGCUGAUCAUAUGCAACGGAUUGAGUUUCAUCAAUGUGUUAAUAAAUUAGUUUUAUCUUCGUUAACGUCGUCUCUUGUUCUCAUGUGUUCAGAAAAUAAUCCUGAGCAAUGCCAUCGUUCUUUGCUCGCUGAUUACUUAUGUCUUGUUCAUCAUAGUCAUGUUGCUCACAUUCUUUUUAAUGGUGAAACAUGCGCUCAUCAAGUUAAUACGCUAGCUCAAGUUAAUGAUGAAAACAACACGUGCAUUUAUCCAGGCAUGUUAUCGAACUGA
Rotaria socialis is the source of this 555-nucleotide messenger RNA. The record is from the annotation of a GenBank genome assembly. Lineage: Eukaryota; Metazoa; Rotifera; Eurotatoria; Philodinida; Philodinidae.